GAAAGGCUUCAUUUAUAUGGCGCUUAAUGGUCACUCACCAUCUGAAAGCGAAACUUGUAACACGGAAAUCAGUUGCGGGAAUCUUGAACUGGAUAAUGUUGGAAAGCCUCGGCUAGGACUCGGGUCGACGGCGAACGAGAACAUCGCUCUGAGGAGGAAUUACCAGGAGUUGGAGCAACUGUGGAAAAAACAAAGGAUGUUGGGAGAAGAAGAAGUUUGGAUUUUGAAGCUGAUCGAUCUUUAUUCUAAGAGCGUGCAGGUGAACUAUCGACGAUUAACGAAACGUGUAAGUCGUAUUCAAUCUUAUCUUACGGAAGAAGAAAUCAAAGAAAUGGAAAAUGAUCUUCAGAAGAAGAAAUUUGCUGACAAAUACAGACGGUUACUUCGCAACCAACAGAAUAUUUGUCAAGACGAUGACGAAACGAAAGGUGAAACAGACAAUAAGACUGAAGAAGACACGAAAAAAGAUGAAAGUGACGUCACACCCCCUUUAUACGUCAUUAAAGAAGAAAACGAGACAGAGGAAACGGUUAAAAAGCUAACGUCCAACAAAGUUGAAAAAAAUAAAACUAAACGUUCUCAAACAACUAGAAGCCAAACGUCACAAUGCCGUCGAGCGUCGCGUUCUAGCAAUUCCAGCAGCACAAAACGACCAGAGACUUGCCCAGCCUCAAACAACGGCAUGGAAAACGAAGCAAUGAACGAAAUUAUUCCAAGUUUAGAAGUUUUACUUGAUCAACUACAUAACAUCAAACCUCAACAGUUUUACGAAAACCAACGCCGUUUAAAACUGUACGACAUACAGUUGCUAGGCGAAGAACUAGACGUGAAAAAGAAGGCGCUGUUUAAAGCGGUCGACGCGAUAGUUAAUUGGGAUAAAAAAGAAACAGAAGAGGAAGAAGCGGAGAGGAAGAGAAAAGAGGAGGAAGAGAAGAAACCACUGAAGCGUAAAACAUCCUUUAUGAGAUCAGUCCUUCGAAACUUUUCAAUGGAACUCAUGAUGAAGACGAUGCAAUAUGGGUGGACGGAUAUUGGGAAGUGUAGAUACUUAAGGACCAGGGGUGGAGACGACCAAGAAAUGGACACGAGUGGUGUCAAUACAUUGGCUAAAGAUACGAUGAAGAUCAGUCUCUACUCAGCGCCACCUGAGGACGAAGAAGGUAUUAAAUCACCACCGCAAGAGGGAGACAGCGAGGAAGCUACGUUUAAACAAAAUGAAAAACCGAUUCGUACGGCUGAUUUGUUGGGACUCAAAUCGCCAGAAGAAUAACCUCUGAUGAUCCGUUACAUCUCCAAAUGAGAUCUAUAUUAUACAGGUGAAGUCCUACGCGACAAGGAAUGUCAGGGAACUAGCAUUUAGACCAGAGUCGAUACAUUACUCUAACCCGUAUCGCAUUAUUUUGAAAGUGAAUUACUAUUUUAAAUUUGCCCAUCAUGCCCCGACAGACACCAUACAAUUUAAAUUACAUUUGAUUUCAUGCGAAUCGUGUCAACACGUGGUGGAUGAUACACCUUUUAUAAACGUAACCGUACUUGUAGUUUUUUCAUUUCAAAAUACAAUAAAAACAUUGUUAAGUUUUAAAUUUAAA
This is a messenger RNA of Ciona intestinalis (vase tunicate), 1589 nucleotides long. RefSeq lists its product as uncharacterized. The record is from RefSeq and is a predicted model, not a curated record. NCBI's taxonomy places the organism in Eukaryota, Metazoa, Chordata, Ascidiacea, Phlebobranchia, Cionidae.